AUGGAAACAGAUGAGCUGGAUCGCGAUUCUUGCCUCAACCAAAAAUCGCAUUUUGAACAUAAAGAAGAAGCCAUGAGGCUUUUGGAGACUUUAACUUUGUCCAACGUCGAUGUCAAACAGUCAGCAAAAGCACUUGCUCAAUUAACAGCUAUUCUCGAGUUAUAUCAAGAGCAGUCGCACUUACUAGAUCCGCAUUUGGAAUAUAUCAUUCAACCUACAAUGACAAUCCUCAGGAAGAGAAUAGACGUUUAUCAGACUGACAAAGCUGCUUUGGACAAGAAUACAACGCAUUUAUUUCGAUUUCUGUAUUUACUUACCAAAACACGAGGAUAUAAAACAAUUGUCAAAUUCAUGUCACAUGAGGUUACCGAUCUUGAACCGGUAUUUCAUUUUCUAUUUAGCUUGAAUUCAGCUGAUACUAGUCUAUGGGAAGUACGUUAUGUCUGUUUUAUAUGGUUAUCAUUGAUUUGCAUGAUUCCAUUCGAUUUGAAAAGAAUUGACAGCGGCAGUCAAAAUAAUCUAAUCACGAAUAUGCUGGAUCUGUGCAAAAAAUAUCUGAAGACAACCGGAAAAGAGCGCGAUGGUGCAGCUCUAUUAGUUGCUCGGUUACUGUCGCGUCAAGAUAUUUGUCAAGAAUAUUUAAUUCCAUUUGUUGAAGGGGCUAGAGAAAGCUUAAGUGCUGACGCUGAUGUUUUCGAGACGACGGGAUAUCUUCAAGCUUUAUGUAUCAUAUAUAGGCUAGCGCCAAGGAAUUUUUUGUUACCUACACUCGAACCAUCAGUUAUCCCACUCCUCACUAUGCCAUUUUUUGACAAGUUUACAAGUAAUGCAGUUAUUCGUAAAUUACGCACUAAAUUAGCACAACGUGCGGGCUUAUGUUUCUUGAAGCCCAAAGUUGCAGCAUGGAGAUAUCAGAGAGGAAACAGAUCUCUACGACAAAAUCUGGAAAUAAGCUCCUCAGUCGCAGCCGGGCUUGUAUCUGCAAAAGCGAAUGAAGACAACAAGUAUGAAAGAACUGAAGAAGAUGAUGAGGAAGAAAUUUCUGAUGACUUAGAGAUAAUUAUUGAGCUUUUAUUGAAUGGAUUGAGGGACAAAGAUACUAUUGUAAGGUGGUCCGCUGCGAAAGGAAUUGGUAGGAUAACACAACGGCUGCCUCAGGAACUGGCAGAGGAUGUAGUGGGAUCAGUGUUAGAAUUAUUUGAAGAGAAUACACUUUGGACAGACUCUUCUGAUACACUGGACCUCUCAGCCGUAUCUGACUUCACUUGGCACGGUGCUUCAUUGGCCAUUGCUGAACUGGCCAGACGAGGAUUACUUUUGCCAGCGCGUCUGAAGGAUACGUUACCAUGGAUUAUCCGUGGACUAAAAUUUGAUAUUAAACGAGGCUCGCAUUCUAUUGGCGCCCACGUUCGUGAUGCUUGCUGCUACGUAUGUUGGGCCUUCGCAAGAGCUUAUGCACCAGAUAUAAUGGAGCCGUUUGUAAAAGAAAUCGCACAAAAUCUAGUAGUUGUAUCAGUAUUCGACCGGGAAAUCAAUAUACGUCGUGCUAGUAGUGCUGCUUUUCAGGAAAACGUUGGAAGACAAGGUAUUUUUCCACACGGUAUCGACAUAAUCCAAAAAGCAGAUUAUUUUUCGUUAGGUAAUAGAAAUAAUGCAUUUCUUGAAAUUGCCUUCGAUAUUGCCAAAUUCGAUGAAUACCGCUAUCACCUAAUUCAACAUUUGAUUGUCAUCACUGCGAAACACUGGGACAAAGCUCUGCGUGUAUUGGCGUCAAAAUCUUUGGGGAAACUGGUAGCAUUGGACCCAAAGUACUUCUUAGAAACUGUGCUUCCUUACUUGAUCACCAAUGCACUUAGUAAUGAUAUGCACGUUUCCCACGGUGCCAUGCUUGCUAUUGCUGAAAUUUGCAUGGCAAUUUAUAGCCUCGAUCAACCGAACAUUCUUCAAUUAUACAAACAAAAAACCGAUGCAUUAAUAACUGUCAUAUCUAAAUUACCUCCAAAAUCACUCAAGACGUUUGGAUCAGAACAUAUUCGAGAGGCCGCCUGUCAAUUGAUAGCAUCUUUUGCAAAAUCCCGAUUGAGUUUGGAGCAUAAGCAAGACGUAUUAGUUGACUGGAAAAAUGUUAUUUAUACAUCUUUGCAACGUAAGGAGGAAACAGUACAAGCUUUUGCUGUGGUUGCUUUUGGUGCAGUUGCUGAAGCGAACGGCUUCUCUCAGGAAGAAUUGGAUAUAGCACUACAAAAAGUGAAUGUGAUAAAUUCAAAUUAUUAUGAACGUAGAGGUUAUGCACUUGCUCUAGGAACUUUGGAUUACAGUAAGCAACCUGAUAAUUUACAUAAAGUCUGUCAACAACUGUGUCAAGGGUCGCAAGCCCAGGAUAACUCUAUUGCUAAUGAUGCUGAAUCGAAAAGAAAUGCUGUACAGGGCUUACAUAGCAUAUUUAAAAAACUUGGGGAUGACAUUAAGUCAGUCAUUACCUUCGAUGAUUUUCAAUACAUUUUGAAUUGCUUGCAAGUCUGCUUGACAGAUUAUAGCAUAGAUCAACGGGGUGAUGUUGGCUCUUGGGUCCGUGUCUCUGUAAUGGAACUGUUAAACUACUUGGUACCGUGCGUUUCUAGAUUGGAUUCGUCCAGACCGGAAAAGCCACCUUACCUGACUACUUCAAAUACAAGAGAUAUAAUAGCAGCUCUGUUAAAACAAAGCGUGGAACGUAUCGACAAAGUAAGAUCAACAGCUGGCAGAGUUCUCUUUAACGUUAUCUCUUCCUGUGACAAUUUGAUCUAUCCUGGAAAAGAAUUUUUAAGGGACAAGUUCCAGCGUGCUCUAGAAUGGCUUUCGCCAUCUGAUAUGUAUCUAACAAUGGUUCAGAUACUGGAUAUACCAGAGUAUAGGUUUGAGCUGCUGACGGGUCUGAUCACUAGUGCUGGUGGUUUGACUGAAUCAUUGGUUCGCCAUUCCAGCGCUUGUCUGAUAGAGUAUACCGGCAACCUACCUCUUAAAGCCUCCUCUGGCCCAUCUUUGCAGGAGUUCUUUACAACAUUGCUCAAUAUUUUCGUGAAAUACGAUAAAGACGAUAGGAUUAUUCAGCCACUAUUGGACGUAACUGGACUACUGUAUGCAACCGCUAUAUUGUCAAGAAUACCAGACGAAAAUCUACACGUAAAAUUGUUCACAUUGGUAAAAAAGCAAGUAUUUAAAUGUAAAGCCAUUCGUAAAUUACUGUCAGCUAUAAAAGUCUUUGUCGGUUUUCUCAACGUAGAAGGAUCUCAAAUUAGGACGAAAACAUUGCAGCAGUUAUUGACAUACCUUAUACAUCCUUUUCCAAGAAUCCGUAUAGAGACUUCAGACCAGUUAUUUUCAUUCCUUUCAAGUCCUGAAGAUGCAGAUUCAGACGAACUGGCACAAGCAGUCGAUAUUAUUACCAGCACUGAUUGGACGAAGCCUCUGAAUGAAGUGAAACUGCAAAGAGAUCAAUUACAUGUAUUGUUAAAGAUACCAAAACCCAAACUUGUCAAAAAGAGCUAA
Mycotypha africana is the source of this 3528-nucleotide messenger RNA. Its product is annotated as armadillo-type protein. Gene Ontology annotation, molecular function: beta-tubulin binding; GTPase activator activity. The coding region runs from base 1 to 3528 and encodes 1175 amino acids. Gene Ontology annotation, biological process: post-chaperonin tubulin folding pathway; tubulin complex assembly; microtubule cytoskeleton organization. The record is from RefSeq and is a predicted model, not a curated record. The transcript has 14 exons. Lineage: Eukaryota; Fungi; Mucoromycota; Mucoromycetes; Mucorales; Mycotyphaceae.